Molecule: messenger RNA, 588 nt
Organism: Rhinocladiella mackenziei CBS 650.93
Lineage: Eukaryota; Fungi; Ascomycota; Eurotiomycetes; Chaetothyriales; Herpotrichiellaceae
Exons: 1
Coding region: 1-588 (195 amino acids)
Source: RefSeq, a predicted model, not a curated record
AUGUCUUCAUCCCGUCCUCCAAAUCCCAACCAGCUAGCCCCAUCUCUCCCUGGCUUGACCACCCACAUCACCGGCCACAACAGUACUGGGAAAGCCAUCGUGCAAGAAUCCCGACCUGGAAACUGGACGAUAUACGAUGAGAAACUCAUGGCCUUCAAUGUCGUCUACACAACAUCCCAAUUCCCUGCCAAUCUCAACGGUGAUAGCGACCUUAAAGCCCACGAUCAAGUCAUGUCAGGGGGGAAACUAGGUCUGGUCAAUCCCCAUGGCACUGUCUGCCGAGUUGUCGACUUCGCCCCGGGGUUUGAGAGCAUAAUGCACCGCACACAAAGUCUGGACUAUGGCAUUGUCUUGGAAGGGAGCGUGGAGUUGAUAUUGGACAGCGGAGAGCGGAAACUGAUGCAGAGAGGAGAUGUCGCGGUACAGAGGGCCACAAUGCAUGCAUGGAAGAAUCCUAGUGACACGGACUGGGCCAGGAUGAUAUUCGUCCUGCAGGAUUGUGAGAAGUUGGAAGUUGGAGGCACCGUUUUGAAGGAAGACUUGGGCAGAGGACUGGAAGGAUUACCGCCGAGUGGGAAUGAUGCUUAA